GUCACUGAAAAGCUGAAAAUUUUCCCAUUCAUAAAAUUAAAAUCAACCCAAAGUAAACCAGCUCUAAUUUUUUUAACUGAUUUUACUCAAAGACAUUUAAAAGUUUCGAAUUUCACGAAAUACGAAGUAGAAAGAUUCGCGCCGUAUAUUACAGUAAAUAAUUUAUUUUUACGGUUGUUUAUCUGGAUUCAUUUCGCAGAUCGGGUGCUAGUCUGCUACAAACAAGAAUGCCUAGUUCGGAGACCAAAGCGAUAUCAGCAGGCCCGAGUGGUGAUACCGCCCAGACCAGCACCACCACCGAAGAGAAGAAGCCAGCAUGUAAAGCAUGCUGUGCGUGCCCCGAAACCAAGAAGGUUCGCGAUGCGUGCAUCGUGGAGAACGGCGAGGAGAACUGUCAGCACCUGAUUGAAGCCCACAAAGAAUCUCUACCGCGUGAUUUGUCGCCCGAAGAUUUCCUUCAGUUGGCCAAACACGAUUCCCGACCCGUAACCGCCUUCAAGCGCACCCAGUUGGAGAAUGAUUCACGGAAAAACUGGGAUAAAUUCUACAAACGGAAUGGUGAUAAAUUUUUCAAGAACCGUCAUUGGACCACGCGUGAGUUCGAAGAGUUGGCCAAUCUGAGCCAGACUGGUGUUCGUGUCUUGGAGGUGGGCUGCGGUGUCGGGGAUCUCGUGUUGCCGCUGAUUGAAGCGAAUCCUUCGGUGUUUGCGUAUGCGUGUGAUUUCUCUGCGAAUGCUAUUGAUGUAUUACGUAAAAAUGACAAUUAUCAGCUAGGACGCAUCCAUGCGUUCGUAGCGGACAUUGUUCAAGAUGAUCUCAGGGCGGAAAUCCCCGAACCGGUUGAUAUUGUUACAAUGGUUUUUGUUCUGUCGGCCAUAAAUCCACAGAAGAUGGCGCAAGCUCUCAGUAUAGUUCGAAGGGUCCUACGAUCCGGCGGUGUCAUUUUAUUCCGUGAUUACGGGAUUUAUGAUCACGCUAUGAUUCGUUUUGCUCCUGGCCAGAAACUGAACGACCGGUUUUAUUUUCGUCACGACGGAACAUACAGCUAUUUCUUUUCCCUCGAAGAAACGCGAAGGUUAUUUGAAGAAGCUGGAUUUGAAGCCAUAUCAUGCGAUUACGUAUUCCGCGAGACCUCAAAUAAGAAAGAAGACAUCUGCGUACCUAGGAUUUUUGUCCAGGGAAAAUUUAGGCUAAAUAAAAAUUCAUAAAAAACCUCGAAAGCUUUCUGUACCAGCAUAAAAACUGCAGUUUUAAUACUAAGUUUUUUCCCCUCGUGAACUGAUUCUGGAUAUAGUGUUUUCUUUGCAUACAUGGAACGGGAAGAUGAUAAAGCUAUGUA
Molecule: messenger RNA, 1339 nt
Organism: Paramacrobiotus metropolitanus
Lineage: Eukaryota; Metazoa; Tardigrada; Eutardigrada; Parachela; Macrobiotidae
Product: tRNA N(3)-methylcytidine methyltransferase METTL6-like
Exons: 6
Coding region: 228-1208 (326 amino acids)
Cellular component (GO): mitochondrial intermembrane space
Molecular function (GO): copper ion binding; copper chaperone activity
Source: RefSeq, a predicted model, not a curated record